AAGAGCUCUUCUAGGAUGUGAUUUAAAGGGAUUUAAAUGAAAUGACCUGAACUCACUUAAUCUUUCAUAUUUCUUUACUUACUCUCUGCAGAUUUUUCUUGUGACCGGUGUCCUUGGUAUAAAAUCAGCCAAGCAAAGGAAAAAAGUCAUAUUGACAUACAUGGCGAUGUGUAUUCUGAGUGCCGUGGUAGCAGGUUUCGGGUUCAUGUACCGCAUGAGCUAUGCCAUCUGCCAGAGUUGGGCGUGUCACCACCCCAGGGUGUUCACCGCGAGACCGGUGAAUGAGCCCUUCCUCGUAACCAUGGUCAAAGGAGAUCCCUAUGGUUUUACCAAAAACUGCACAACAUCAAUUAUUGUCAACAGCAUUAUCUCCACCGUCUUCUUCUUCCAUUUUGUUGCUGCCAUCUUGGGGUCGGUGGCUGCAUGCUGUGGUGGAGUUUGCUGCAACAAACCACAAGUAUUCGUUCCCAAGUCGAUUCUUCUCGCAGAACAAGAAAGCGUGCCCAUCAGGAUGCAGUCUUCAAAAAAAGACAGAGGUCAGUACCAGAAACGGUUGCUCAAGCCCCCUUUGUACAGCUGCGGUGAUGGCCAAAAGAAAGUCGUUAGCUUCAGCUCUAACGGUCUCCCCUAGGUAAACUGGUCAACCGUUAGAGGUCGCUCUUUCAACAUCAACGAAGAAACCAAAGAACAAUUUCGCUCCGUUUAAACUGUACAGAAGUGUGGUCCAAGCGCUUUUUGUCAGGGGGCUCAGGACGUGGAUUAAAACAAUCUCUGAACUGUCAUGCUAAAAAAGGGAGUCUUCACAAGUUUGACGUGUCUCCAAAAUUCCUGACAAGCAGAGAGAGAGAGAGGUCGUCAACUCUGGAGCAUGUUUGGCCAACAUACGAGGCGCACUCCGCCCCGUAAACGCCGCCCCUGGACUUGAAAAUCUUGCGUCUGUUCAAAAUGGUUCAAGGAGGAAUAUGAAAUUUCUUGAAAACUUAAAGGCGACGUUAACCAAUAGACGAUUUCCAAUUGUAAGCCAUGCGUAUCGGAGUAACGAUAUUCUGGCUCAUAUCGACGAGUACGCAUGGCAUAUUCGAGGAGUUUAAAACUAUUAAAUGUAAUGGAAAAGGGUUGUGAAUUAGUGUCUUAAUUGGUGAACACAUAAUUUUUAAUGAAAGUUAUUUUGAGGUAUCGAGCAAGAUGAGUGAUUUGAGAAGUGCCAGAAAAAAAGA
Molecule: messenger RNA, 1217 nt
Organism: Strongylocentrotus purpuratus (purple sea urchin)
Lineage: Eukaryota; Metazoa; Echinodermata; Echinoidea; Camarodonta; Strongylocentrotidae
Exons: 5
Coding region: 161-631 (156 amino acids)
Source: RefSeq, a predicted model, not a curated record